Mollisia scopiformis is the source of this 918-nucleotide messenger RNA. RefSeq lists its product as uncharacterized. NCBI's taxonomy places the organism in Eukaryota, Fungi, Ascomycota, Leotiomycetes, Helotiales, Mollisiaceae. The coding region runs from base 79 to 837 and encodes 252 amino acids. The transcript has 3 exons. The record is from RefSeq and is a predicted model, not a curated record.
CAUGCGUGCUGCCACUUGCCCCUGUCUCAGCUCGCUUACAAUACUGUACAGAAAUCUUCAGCCUCACAUCAGCCCUCAAUGACCAUCCUCUCUCCCAAAGAUGAUGAACAAUUCAUCCUUCACCUCAUCUCCCCAAGCCAUACAUCACGCUAUCCCAAAACAAACAUGACACCUCCCAACAAAGACCCCCCACAUAAACGAACCUAUUUCUGCACCCUAGCAAUCAUCAGCCUGGACAGCGCAGGCAGCAAACACACCUCAACCCCCCUCCCACCCCACCAAAACCCCAUCGCCCUAGGAGCAACAGCCCGCUGUUUCAUCCAAUUAUCAGCCCUCUCAAUCUCCGCGGCAGCUGGGGAGGACGGCUUAAGGGAUCAGGGCGUUUGUCUAGAUCAUAUGCUUAAACAAAGUGAUGCGGUAGCGAUUGUUUGUGAUACGGGGGAUGGGUUGGGCUGGAAGUUUGCGAGGGAAGUUUAUUUUUAUAUUGUGGAGAGUGUUAAUUUUGGGGGGACGGGGGAGGAGUUGGUUGUUUUUCUUGUGGGGAGGGAUGGUGGCGGGGAUCCUUUUGCUGAUCCUGAAGAGGAUGGAUUUGAAGGGGUGGAAAAGGAGGUUGGGAGAGCGGAGGGUGAGGAGUUUGCGAGGGAGGUUGGGGUGCGGUUUUUGGAGUGUGGUGGAGAUGGCAAUGAGGUUGUGGAAGAAAUUGUUAGGGUCAUUGUGGGGAUAAAAGGGGAGAGGGAGGGUGAUGAGGGUGAUGAGGAAGAGAAGGUUGAUGUUGAGGAGAUUUCGGGAAGGAGAUGGUGGAGGAAGAUAAUUACGGGAUGUGGAAGAGGAGAGUGAUGCUUUUAGGAUUUUUUUAUUUACUAUCGACAUGCUAUCCAUACACGUAUUCUAUACAACUUAGACCAUGACACAUACAAG